Cygnus olor (mute swan) is the source of this 1201-nucleotide messenger RNA. RefSeq names its product leucine zipper and CTNNBIP1 domain containing (gene LZIC). Gene Ontology annotation, molecular function: beta-catenin binding. Bases 282 to 854 code for a protein of 190 amino acids. NCBI's taxonomy places the organism in Eukaryota, Metazoa, Chordata, Aves, Anseriformes, Anatidae. Gene Ontology annotation, cellular component: beta-catenin destruction complex; nucleus; cytosol. The transcript has 7 exons. Gene Ontology annotation, biological process: negative regulation of Wnt signaling pathway. The record is from RefSeq and is a predicted model, not a curated record.
GCGCUGAGGCCACUUGGCCUAUUUAAUAUCCAAAGAAGCGCGGAUUUUCUCUAGAACGUUCUAGUUUUCUACGGCUAAUGGUUUCAACUGGGGUGUUUACGUGCUUCAAACUCCUAAAUUUGGGUUGUUGUCUCUUAAGUAGUUUCCCAAGGGGCAGUUGUAGAGAAGGCGAAGAAUAAAAAUUGAGGAGUUUUAGGAUGCAAGGAGACGGCCUCAAGAUGUGCCAGAGGAGGAUUAGGAGUGUUAUGUAACAACUUCGGAUUUUCUCAUGAAAACUGAAAAUGGCUUCAAGAGGAACAACAGAGACCACUAAACUAAAACAGAACUUGGAAGAGCAGUUGGAUAGGCUAAUGCAGCAGCUUCAAGAUCUGGAGGAAUGCAGAGAGGAACUAGAUGCAGAUGAGUAUGAAGAAACAAAGAAAGAAACUCUAGAACAGCUGAGUGAGAUCAAUGACUCACUGAAGAAGAUUAUGUCUGGAGAUAUGACUUUGGUGGAUGAGCUCAGUGGCAUGCAACUGGCAAUACAAGCAGCCAUCAGCCAAGCAUUUAAAACUCCAGAAGUAAUUAGAAUGUUUGCAAAGAAACAACCAAGGCAAUUGAGGACAAGGUUGGCAGAGAUGGACAGAGACUUAAUGGUUGGGAAAUUGGGACGAGACCUAUACACGCAACAGAAAGUUGAAAUCCUGACUGCCCUCAGAAAGCUUGGUGAGAAGCUGACACCUGAUGAGGAGACCUUCUUGUCAGCAAAUGCUGGUGCAGCCCUGAGCCAGUUUGAGAAAGUCUCCACUGACCUUGGAUCAGGAGACAAAGUUUUUGCUCUAGCAAGUUUUGAAGUAGAAAAGGCAAAACAAUGAAGAGGUGUGUGAGGCUCGAGUCUCUCCAGUUGUCAGCAGCAUUGGACUUCUGUCGUUGUAAUUGUUUUUUCUAUUUUUAAGAUGUUGCAAAAAAAAAAAGGGGGCAAAACCUAUCAACAAAUCCUAAAUCUCCUGGGUUCUUAAACAGAAGAUAUGAAGUAAAAAACCUUAAAGUGCACUUGGUAACAUUGGUGUCUGUGUACCUCUCAGUAACGUAAGUUCUGAGGCUAAACACUAAGUGGUACUCUAAAAACAAAACCUUGUUAUGACUGUCUUUGAAAAGAAUCGGCUAUUUUCAACUCUUCUGAAUGUGUAUUUCUCUAACUAUUAAAUACGUUUUUUUUGCA